GUUUUGAGAGUACGCUCUGCGGCCGCCAUUUUGCUCAGACGUCGCAGCCGGUAGUGAGUGAGGAGCCGAGACGUUCACGGUGACUGGGCCCAUGGUUCUACUACAAACGUUAUAACCCACAAACUGCUGCCAGACAUAUCAUACAGGUAUAAUUUCUUUUGACCCGAAAAUGUCACUAAUCAUCCGGCUGCAGGGUCUUUCUGCUGUAGCAGAUUCUUUUGACAUUCGGCAGUUCUUUUGCGGAUUGAAUAUUCCCAGAGGAGGCGUGUACAUCACCGGUGGAAAAUACGGUGAGGCUUAUAUUGUAUUUGCAACUUACGAAGAUGCUCGGUACGCCUUGGGCCUGUCAGGCCGUCCUCUUAAGGAUUCAUAUGUCCGCCUCACGUACAGCAAUGAAGAGGAAAUGAGACGUGCGUUGGAGCUGUACCAAAUAGGUCUAAAGCCAUCAUUGGGUGCUUCAAAUUAUCCAGAGGUUAAUUCAAGAGGUCUUGGGAGACCAACAUUUUCAUAUAUAUACAUACAUGGGAUGCCAAUCAAAGUCACAAAAGUGGAAUUACGAGAGUUUUUUAGAGGACUCCUCGUGGAAGAUGUCUUGUUUUUGAAAUUUGUAAAUGGAGUUAGGAAUGGAAAUGCCAUUGUCAAGUUCGGAAGAAGCACUGAUGCUACUGAAGGGCUGAAACUCCACAAUCUAGCCCUUUGUGGUUCACCAGUGACUCUCAAGCUUUCUAGUGAGCUUGAAUGGGCCAAACAUGGUGGAGAAAAUUCUGCAAAGAGGCAACGGUCUCCUCCUCCACGUUUCCCUAGCUAUGCAAGGCGACGGAGCAGGACCAGGUCCAGGUCAAGGUCAAGGUCCAGGUCCAGGUCAAGGUCAAGAUCACCAGUAAAUAGAAGACGACGACGUGGAUCACCUUAUGUGCGUGAAUACUUUGUGCAUCUUAUUAAUUUGAGUUACAGAGCUGAGAAAAAAGAUAUCAAGAGGUUCUUUUUUGAUCUUGACAUGAAAGACUCUCACAUUAACUUUCUAGUUGACAAAGAAGGUAAAAGGACAAGAGAAGGUUUUGCUAUGUUCACUACCGAAAAGGAUUAUAGAAGAGCGCUCAGCCUGAACAAGGAAACCUUCAAGGGCCACAGUAUAAAUAUAUUACCGAUCUCCAAAAGGGAUAUGCUGGGACUGAUCGAUCGUAUGAAAGUCAGAGUUUGUAAAGAUCGCUCAGAUAGGAAAAAGUCUCCAAGUCGGUCCUCUAAAGAACAGAAGUAUCUAUAUCUGCGAAAUUUUGCUUUUAACAUCACCAAAGCUGACGUUCAGAAAUUCUUUACUGAGCAAACUUUGAAAGAGGAUGACAUUACUCUGUUACUUGACAGUAAAGGCGUCGGGCUUGGGGAAGUAUUGGUAAAGUUUGCCAAUGAAAAAGAGGCAUCCAAAGCUGAAAAACAAAAUAAGCAAACAUAUCUAGGGAUUAAAAUACUCUUGAGCCGAAUUACCGAGGAACAAAUGAAGUCGUUACAGACGGUUAAUCAAGCGGAUGACGACAUAGUCACCGAAGCAGAUGAUCCUGAUUUCACUUCAGAUGCAUUACCCAAUUUGGUUACCGUUGCGGAUGCUCCACCGGAGAAAACCAAUGGCGAGUCCCCGGCGCCAGACUCCAGUGAAGUAGAUAUUCGCUCUGAAUCGGAAACUGUGCCACCUUCGGAUAAAGAACCGGAAGUCACACCAGAGACCGAUUCCGUACAGGAAGACCCUAUGGUUCAGAGCGACCUUCCAGAGGAAAAUCUAGAUGAUGCAAAUGGUUGUGUCGAGGAAAUGCCCUGCGAGGCCGAAGCCACAAAGAAAAGUGAAGUAACACUACUGUUUGUUAGGAACUUGCCCUCUUCGGUCACUGCUGCCGAGGUUUUAGACUUUUUCCAUGACUACAAAGUGAGCUCUGUGAAUCUGAAAAAUAUUGAAAGAGGCAUCGCCACAGUGCGCAUGCCAAGUUACGCAGAAGCCGAAUCUGCCAUAAAUACCCUUAACAAGAAAGAAGUGGGCCUUAAGCAGGUGUUCCUCAGUUUAAUUUGAGUUCUGGUGCAGUUUCUUUGGUAAGUCUUUGCCUUUGGUAAUUGCCUAUUUUCCAACAUUGGGGGUUGUAUCCAAUUCCAGUUUUGUUAAUAUUGGAUAAAAAUCUAAAUCCUGGAAUUUGUACAAAGUGAAAUAAGAAAGGAGUUUUUUUUUUUUUUUAAGCACAGUUUAUUGUAGAUUAGCCUAUAGCACAUGUUGAGUGUCAGUUAUGAAAAUUGUUUUUUUUUCUAAUGUCAUUUUGGUAGGACUUCACCAAAUUUUCUCUGUUGGAAUUAAAAUUGCUUUAAUGAUCACAUAUGAGAGGCAGGAUGUAAGCUAAUGCUUUAGUUGUAUUUUCCAUAGCUUGCAUUUUGAGGAAUAGUUAGUUGGAAGCAGACGGACUAUGGACAUCACCCCACAGAUGUUAUGUGUACAUAGGAUUAUUAGUCAGCAGCCAGUGCCUCGUGAAAAUGCGAUGUUUGCUUUGUAUAAAUAAAUGUGAAAGUUGGAACUUAA
Messenger RNA from Bufo gargarizans (Asiatic toad), 2551 nucleotides. Its product is annotated as RNA-binding protein 12B-like. The record is from RefSeq and is a predicted model, not a curated record. Gene Ontology annotation, biological process: regulation of RNA splicing. The coding region runs from base 170 to 2056 and encodes 628 amino acids. The transcript has 3 exons. Gene Ontology annotation, cellular component: ribonucleoprotein complex; nucleoplasm. Lineage: Eukaryota; Metazoa; Chordata; Amphibia; Anura; Bufonidae. Gene Ontology annotation, molecular function: RNA binding.